Spodoptera littoralis (African cotton leafworm) is the source of this 933-nucleotide messenger RNA. NCBI's taxonomy places the organism in Eukaryota, Metazoa, Arthropoda, Insecta, Lepidoptera, Noctuidae. The record is from the annotation of a GenBank genome assembly.
AUGAGAUCUAUAUGGACAAGGGUUUGUGGUUACGAUUACGAGGAAGCAACGAGGGCAGAUCAAGUGCAACCGCAAUGCCCGGAGUCUGGAGAGACUGGCGGAGGAGAGGCAAUCCCCGCACCACAGCCUCCGGUCACUGAAGAAGUUAAUAAACCUGCUGUCGAGGCGAACGUCCAACCAGACAGUAAACCAGAGGAAAUAAAGGAGGUACAACAGGAUGUAGUACAAAGCAAGCCAGUCGAACAAACUGUUGAAACUACUGACGCCAAAGAAGUUCCCAAUAAUGCAAAAGAAAAUCUUGACUGGCAGCAAAGAGAACAGGAGCUCCUCAAGAAGAUUGAAGAGUUGGAGAAGAUUAAGAGUGAGAGGACCGAGGAUGGAAUGAAACUAGAACUCAAGGUUCGCGAAGAAGAGAUUGAUCUCCUAAAAGCAAGAGUUCGGAAUUUGGAGACGGAACUACAAGCAGCUCUGUCAAAACCCAGCGGCAAGAAUCAUGAGAUGAUUGAAAACAUCAAACAACAGCAUGAAGAGUUGCUCAACAAAGCUCGCGGUAUGAUCUUCGAUAAGACAAAGAUGGUGAAGAAUCAGGAACUACAGAUUGAGGCUUUAACAACACAAGUACAAUCUCUCAAGGACAUCAACGUGAUCACCAAGGACUUGUUGGAAAUAAGAAACUCUGAAGUAAAAGCUAUGGAGGAUCGUCUUCAAGCAAUGGAGGCGAGGUUUAAAGCGGAGAAGGACAGGUACGGGCUGGUGUUACAGCGCGCACAGACCAGCACCACUCUCAAUGACGACUUGAAGAAGGAGUACGAAACACAGCUCGCUAUUUUCAAGGAACUAAGAGAGAAAUAUGAACAGAGGGUGCAAGCUCUGGUAGCCGAAAAUGCCAGGUUGAAGGAGGUGGCUGCCUUAAAGGCCGGUACAUCGGGCUAA